Molecule: messenger RNA, 623 nt
Organism: Solanum dulcamara
Lineage: Eukaryota; Viridiplantae; Streptophyta; Magnoliopsida; Solanales; Solanaceae
Exons: 3
Coding region: 156-443 (95 amino acids)
Biological process (GO): iron-sulfur cluster assembly
Cellular component (GO): cytoplasm
Molecular function (GO): iron-sulfur cluster binding
Source: RefSeq, a predicted model, not a curated record
CUUUUUCAACUUCAUUGUUUCUUUUUACUUUUAAUUUUAAUUUUCAAACAACUCCGAAGUCAAAACGGCGUCGCUCUUUGUUCUUCACUUAGAUGCAUUCGUUAUUUGGGAAUUAGGAUUAAGAAAUCCCUAAUUUCAGAACGUGAGAAAGCUGAAUGCCUGAAGGAGUAGAACUUCUUCUCCAAUAUCUGCUCAGUUCUGCAAUUUGUUGUCGUCGCCGGUCGUUGGUCAUGGCAGUCACGUGUGGUCUUGGUGAUGCUUUCUGUUGCAGUACAUGCCCUUAUAAGGGUCUUCCUCCAUUCAAACUUGGUGAAAAGGUAGCACUUUCUGGGAACUUUCUUGACGCUGACCGUUCUGAUGAUAACAGUCAAUAUCCGAUUGCAGCAACCGUUAUACUUAAGGUCAAAGAUUUGCUACGUUUUCUUUUGGUUGACAUGAUAUAAGUGAAUAUGUAAUAUGUACUCUUGCCGAAGAGAGGGAAACAACAGUGAGCCAUGAGUUGCUGUUAGAUCGUUUAGAAUUGAUAGAAAAGAAGUGGAUUUACAUGACAGAAUGCAAAGGAUUGGAAAUGUGCUUGAGGCCAAUGUGUCAAACAAUUAAAGUUUUUAUUGUUGUUUCUAGUA